Molecule: messenger RNA, 1889 nt
Organism: Miniopterus natalensis
Lineage: Eukaryota; Metazoa; Chordata; Mammalia; Chiroptera; Miniopteridae
Gene: MRPL32
Product: mitochondrial ribosomal protein L32
Biological process (GO): translation
Cellular component (GO): mitochondrial large ribosomal subunit
Molecular function (GO): structural constituent of ribosome
Source: RefSeq, a predicted model, not a curated record
CGGGACUCGCCAGCCAUAUCGAAGACUUGGGCCUGCGGGGAAGAUGUUGGUAGCCAUGCCGGUGCUGGUGGUUCUUCAGCGGCCUACAGCCCGGGGACUCCUAAGGAACUGUUGGGCGCGACUGCAGCAGAAACUUCAGAAGAGCUGGUCAGGCUUUCCCAGCCCUCCGUGGGAACCAGAAUUAGUGGUCCAUGGUCCAGCUAUACUUACAGAAUCAGCAAAUGAUACUAAUGAAAAUAAGGAGAUUUCCAGCCUUUCGGAUAGUAUGUUUUGGAUGGCAGUGCCCAAAAACAGACGCAGCAUUGAAGUUAACCGGUGUAGGAGAAGAAAUCCCCAGAAGCUUAUUAAAGUGAAGAACAACGUAGAUAUUUGUCAUGAAUGUGGUCACCUGAAACAGAAACAUGUCCUUUGUGGCUAUUGCUAUGAAAACGUGCACAAGGAGACUGCAGAAAUCAGAAGACAGAUUGGGAAACAAGAAGGGGGCCCUUUUAAGGCUCCUACCGUAGAGACCAGGGUGCUGUACAUGGGAGAGACACCAUCUGAACAAGAUCAGGGCAAGAGGAUUAUUGAACGAGACAGGAAGCGACCAUCCUGGUUCACCCAGAAUUGACACCAGAGAUGUUUAAAGAGGGUAACUUAACAUAAAACACUUCUGGAAAAGAGGAAGAUUUUUUUGUUUUUAAUAUUUUGUGUCUGUUUUAAAAUCAAUAUAGCUUAAAACAUUCUUCAUAAUAAUGUGUAGAUAAUUUGAAAUCUAUAUCAGGAAUAAAGUCUGGAAAUGUUUGUUUAUUCAGGGGCUCAGUGGAUUUAUAUGUCUAUUUUUAUUAUAAGGUUUUAAGUAAACAUUAAAUUUUUAGGACAAAACAAAGUAAUUUAAAAGUCAUACCAAGAGUUAUGUGUUCGGGUUCUGUUUUUCUUUGUUUGCCAGUGUUUUUUCUUACACAAGAAUACUUACACAAAUACUUUUGUUUAAGUAACACCUGGAAAUAGGUUAUUAUUUUAAUUCUGAAUAUUGUUUUUUAAGAUGAUAAUUCCUACAGUAAGGAAAGAUUUGUUCUGUUUGGCAUUUGUUUUGUUUUAUUUUGUUUUUGAAAACUAAAAUUGCCUUUGGUGGAAUUUAUAUGGGAUGUAUUAUGUUAAUUUACUUAGACAAAAAAGGUUCUUGACAUUUGACAUGAAAUCAAAAUGACAUUUAGAAUUCAUUAAAUAGCUCAUGAGAUUUGUAAUUUAUUGUUUUGGGAGAAAGACUUUUAAAAUGAGAUGUGAACGAAUUCAGUACUACACCAAAAAUAGGCUAAGGAUGUUGCCUUUGUAUUUUCCUUUUAGUAUGUCCUUUAAUUUAUUUUACCUUUUAUCAUUUUUAUCUCUUUGUAGCAAUGGCCUUUUUAACUUAAAGCAAAUCAUUUACUAUUUCUCCCUCCCCUCUGUCUACCCUGAGCCCAAGAUUUGCUAAUUUUUCCCUGCCUCAUUCAAAAAUAAAUAAAGUAAGAUAGCUUAUUAAAACCUAGAGAUAAGUAAGUAAAGGAUUAUGGUUAAACGGAAAAUCAGUACACAUAAUAAAACCCAGGGAUAUAUUUGAAACAGAAAGCAUACCACAGUAGCCUGAAUAUGUAUUAGAAUUAGGCAGCAAAUUCAACACUGAACUUCCUUUUCUUUGGAAAGAACUUACAUGGCUAAGUCUCUGCAAGUUAAGACAACCCGGAAAUACACCACUAUCUUAGUACUAAGGCCUGAUGGACAUUUCUGCCAGAGGACUUUAUAAUGAGGAGUCUGUGAAUGGGUAGUCCAUCUUAUUCCUAUAAAUAAAAUGACCGGUUUCAUGAGGUACAGUAAGACCAAUAAUAUGUUAAAAUGUUAAUAUGUUAAGAUAAUAUGUAAAAAUUUUAUCA